AUGUUUGGAAAGCAUGAUGUCUUACGGUAUACUAUUCCUGGUAGCGAGAAGUGCUACAUAUUCCUGUUCAAAAGGUCAAAUCAUAAUCACGAUGUAUAUCGAUGUAGGGAAUGCAAGAAGAUCGGACCUAUUGUCACAAUUAAGGCAAUUGGUGAUGAUUUCUUGUCUGACCCCUGCGAUGAACCACAUGUGUGUAUUCCAACGGAUUGCUUGAAAGACAAGGUGGAAAGAUUGAUGUAUAAGGCAAGUCUUUAUUAUAAAUGGAGGGAAAUGCAGCAGGAUCCGCGGUAUGUUAGGACAGGAUGUCGAGAUGUGUAUAUGGAAAUGUUGAAUGCUUUCGAUGACGAAACUCUGGGUGAUGCAGAGGAGAGGGAGAAAAUGCGACUUGUAUUUGAAGCAUCAGGCUACGGAAAUAGAAGAAUCACAAUUGCACGGAAUUUGAGACGUCUAAAGGCAAUGAUGUAUAAGGAAGCUGUAGAAAAAGCAGAAGAAGACGGUGAUU
Messenger RNA from Cooperia oncophora, 502 nucleotides. NCBI's taxonomy places the organism in Eukaryota, Metazoa, Nematoda, Chromadorea, Rhabditida, Trichostrongylidae. The record is from the annotation of a GenBank genome assembly.